ACGACGGACCAUUCAAAGGCGAAGUGUAACGGCGUGCUGACGUUGCUCCGUGCGUGCCGGAUGUACCGAGGAAUCCCAAUCCCCCACUGGCGGAUAUACGUGAUGAAGUUGUUCGAAGCGAAUCGUUACGUUCCCAUAUACCGUGCGUGUACAACGACAGAGUUUUCGGUCUUGUCUCGUCGCGUCUUGUCGCUGUGUGGCAUGCAACAUGAGCAGUAAGCAGCAUGGCAUGGGGCUUUGGGCUUUAGAUGAAGAAUGCAUGAGAUGAGGCAAAGCCAAAGGCCGUGCACUGCCCGUGAUUGAGUCUCGUACCCAAUGCAUUCCCUGACAAUUGAGUGGCGCUUCCUUGAUCCAUACAACAGCCGCGUCGUGUGUGUCCCCAAAAGGGAAAGCUAAAACCCAAUCGAAUACCGGAAAGUGUUCUCCGUGUUCCGGCAAGUGAAAACCCGAAAAACCGAUGACUACAUUUAGUUAACGAUCGUUCCUAGAGCAUGUAUUAAGCAUAUAUUAACUUAAUCAGCUAAUCAAUAAUCAAAAAGGGAGAAAAGUUUCCAGAGAGAAAGUUGCUCCUGUGUGUCCCUAAGUGAAUUUAUCAAGUUACGAUAUUUACGUGAUUCCGACCCAACAAACAAAUGGCAAAAGUGCGUGAGAGCCCCAAAUUGUGAGGCAGAUGAGCAGUAGGUGACCCCCAGUAGGUCGACUGGCAGACCCCCCAAGAGCGGCAGAGCAGCGUGAAACUCCCCAGUCCUCCAAUGCAGUUGGCCAAAUGUGCGUUAGUUAGUGCCGAUUCCAAACGGGGAUUACAGAUUGCAAAAUGCGUUUGAAUGAACCAACGAAAAUAGCGCCUCCGAGAACAAAAUCGAAGCAAGCCAAAGGAAUAACCACAGCUGCAGUCAGUCACUCGAUCUCUGUGUCCUCGCGACCAAUUGAAUGCUCCGUGCGAAAUCUGAUCAGGCUGUUCAUCCUAACCACAACGAUCAUGGGCAGUGGCAGGGCCAGCGGUAGCAUCAAUCGCAUCAAGGGAGUGGAUUCCUAUGGCUAUGUCGAGCAGCUGGACGAGCUGCCCGCAAGAACCACACCCGCAGCAGCAGCAGUAGGAGAAGGAGGAGGCACCACUGCCACGCCCUCGGCGGACCACUUGCUGUUGACCACGUGGCGAGAUAGUUACGAUUCGAAUGAAAUCGAUAACUCCUAUGCUGCCGCCGCCGCUGGCGGUGCUGCUGGGACCAGCCUGGCCUCUGAGGCCGAUGGCAAUGUCGAUGUGGAGCCCGAUUACGUCAUAGAUGUGGGCCAGACAUCAACGGUGACCCCCAGCUCACAGACAGCCACAACGAUCAUUGAGCAGCGGCUGCUGGGGCGCUCACAGGAUAUGGAGUCGCUGUCGCUGCAGGCGGACGGAACAGGCGCCACAGCAUCGGCCAAGGGUCCGCUCUCUGAGGCACCCAGUCGAAAGAACUCACUCAGCAGGGACGAUAUGACAUUCCAGCAGAUUGGUAGCCAAAAGAUAAAUGCCUUAAUGCCGGCCACUGCGGCGACAGUUGGCGGCAAUGCGAGCACUGCCACACCCACAGAACCCGCGAGGAACAGAACCAACAACGUUCGCACUUCGGCGGUGAGGGUGGAUGGCAACAGCAAGCACUCGCUGCCCAAGGGGCAGAAAACGGAUGCGCCCAUGCUCAACUACAUCUUUGACACGUUCUCGGCGGCCAACAAACACCACCAUCACGAUCAGAGAUACGGGCCGCAUUUCGAGGACGCACAGCGGCUGGGCCAGGCCACGAAUCUGACCGUGCAAGCUGGGUCCACCAUCCACUUGAACUGCAGGAUUUCGCUGCUGCAGGAUAAGACUGUAUCUUGGGUGCGACAUAAUACGCAGGACGAGGAAAACGCCCUGGAUCUGCUGACGGUGGGCAUGCACACAUACACGGGUGAUAAACGCUAUAAGAUGGAGUUCCAAUAUCCCAACAACUGGCGACUGAAGAUAACGAAUGUGAAGAAGGAUGACGAGGCCAUCUACGAGUGCCAGAUCUCGACACAUCCGCCCCGCCUCAUACAAAUUAACUUGCAUGUGAAUGCUCCGAAAGUGAUGAUAGUGGACGAGGUGGGGGAUCCGCUGCAGGAGAAGUACUACGAGAUUGACUCCACGCUCCAGCUGUCCUGUGUGGUGCGCAACGUGGCCAUGAGCAGCUCCGUGGUGUACUGGAAGCACAUCGACGAUGUCCUCAACUAUGACGUGACACGCGGUGGUGUGAGCGUCAAAACCGAACUGAUGGAGGAUGGAGCCAACUCCACGCUCUCCAUAGCGAAGAUCAGCAAAACCGAUUCGGGGAAUUACACCUGCUCGAUCAGCGAGUUUCAAAACUUUACCAUUGUGGUGCACAUUCUGAAUGGCGAAAGCUUUGCGGAGCUGCAUCAUGGCGGGGCAGGAGCUGUGCAGGCCACGUGGCAGCAUCUGCUGGCACUGCACUUCCUAAUGCUCAUCCUGCUGGCCGCGAGUAGACUUAGGGCAGAGUUUAGGUAAGGUUCCCAGUUCUUUUUGUUAGGAUAAGCGAGUGGAAGCGACACAUACACUUUUUGUUGAGUAAUUGUAAAGAUUUUGAAUUUGAUUGAGGGCCCCGGGGGCAUGGCACAGGAGAGUUAUUAGAAAUAACUAAAAAAAUAAAACCAAAAUGAAUAAGAAAAGUAAAUAAAACGCAGCCUAAGUUCAACUCCAACGCGAUCGUUCGUGUUUGCUGGCUAUUAUAGAUAUGUUUCUACGUCUAUCAUCAAUUUGUACAUGAGCAGGAGCACGCCUAGGAUUAAGCUUAGUGUAAGAGAAGGUGGUACAAGAGGUACGCAGAGGCCAACGAAUUUCCCUAGCAGAACGACACCAGUACGGUCUGGUCUGGCCUAGAUCUAGUUGAUACAGGAAUGUAAAGCAUUAUAUCUAAGUCACCAGAGGAGGAGCAGCCUCAGCAUCGGCAUCAGCUGAGAUUUGAUAAGCAGAAGAACUCCUACGGGGACUAUUCAAUGUUGAACUAACUAUAAAGUGCAAUACUGUCACAUACAUAUUAUAUACAUACACUCACACACAACAACAACAUACACAUACAAGCAAGCGAUCGACUAAAUGAUAUGUUAAUAAACGAAUACUCGUAUGUACGCAAUAAUAAAGUGAACUAUAUAUGAGUGCAAAGUGAA
Drosophila guanche is the source of this 3180-nucleotide messenger RNA. RefSeq lists its product as uncharacterized. Gene Ontology annotation, biological process: synapse organization. Lineage: Eukaryota; Metazoa; Arthropoda; Insecta; Diptera; Drosophilidae. The transcript is spliced from 7 exons. The record is from RefSeq and is a predicted model, not a curated record. Bases 815 to 2521 code for a protein of 568 amino acids. Gene Ontology annotation, cellular component: neuron projection membrane.